AUGUUCAUUGUUGGUAUUAAAACAGUUACUCGAUCAGUAUGGCAAGCAUGGGAUUCUGUUGCUAUUCUUCCAUGUCUGUCAAAAGAUCGACUUUUAAUACAUCUACUUCAUCGUCAAGCAUGUCUUGAUUCUCAAACGAAAUAUAUUGAUCCAAGUACGAAGUUACAAGUUCUAACACGAUAUGCUCAUCUACAACGAGGAAAAUGUUGUGGAAGUCAAUGUCGACAUUGUCCUUACGGUCAUAUGAAUGUUGAAAUCAAUCUUAACCGACCGCGAAAAAUCUUCAACACUUCAUAUUACGAAUAA
Molecule: messenger RNA, 306 nt
Organism: Adineta ricciae
Lineage: Eukaryota; Metazoa; Rotifera; Eurotatoria; Adinetida; Adinetidae
Source: the annotation of a GenBank genome assembly